Messenger RNA from Mobula hypostoma (lesser devil ray), 3888 nucleotides. RefSeq names its product secretory carrier membrane protein 4 (gene scamp4). Gene Ontology annotation, biological process: protein transport. Gene Ontology annotation, cellular component: recycling endosome membrane; trans-Golgi network membrane. The transcript is spliced from 7 exons. NCBI's taxonomy places the organism in Eukaryota, Metazoa, Chordata, Chondrichthyes, Myliobatiformes, Myliobatidae. The record is from RefSeq and is a predicted model, not a curated record. Bases 173 to 862 code for a protein of 229 amino acids.
GUCCUGUCCCCGUGCGCCGGAAGAAUAGUGGAGCACGCUCUGCCCAUUUUGAGCGGCUAACGGUCUGAGGGGACUGAAUCGGUGGAUAAUUCUCCGUGCUUGAGUUUUUAACAGAGAUAUUGUUUUCAAGAAUCAGCAGAUAAAGUAACCAAAACUACAUACAUCCAAAGAGAUGACUGAAAGAGUGAACAAUUUUCCCCCACUACCAAAGUUUAUUCGUAUGAAGCCUUGCUUCUAUCAAAACUUUGAAGAGGAAAUUCCACCACAGCACUGCCUUCUUGUCAGGAGAAUUUAUCACUUAUGGAUCCUUUACAGCGUGACCCUGGCAGUGAACUUGGUUGGUUGCUUGGCUUGGUUGAUAGCUGGAGAUAGUGCUAUCAAUUUUGGCCUGGCCAUACUCUGGCUCGUUCUUUUCAGCCCCAGUUCGUACGUCUGCUGGUUUCGUCCAGUUUAUAAGGCAUUUAGAUCUGAUAGUUCCUUUAACUUCAUGGCCUUCUUCUUCAUUUUUGCUGCUCAGAUUAUAUUCGUAACUUUGCAAGCGAUUGGCUUCAGAGGGUGGGGUGCCUGUGGAUGGAUGGUUGCCAUUUGGAUGUUCUCGUAUAAUGUUGGUGCUGGAGUGGUCAUGCUCUUUCCUGCAAUUAUGUUCACAGCAGUAGCAAUCCUGAGUGUCCUUGUAAUUCUCCGUGUGCACAAGAUCUACCGGGGUAGUGGUGGAAGCUUCCAGAAGGCCCAGGCGGAAUGGAAUGCAGGCACGUGGCAAAGUGCCCCAUCCAAUCAGUCAACAUUUCAAACAGUUACUGGUAGUACUUUGCCACAGUAUCCCACAGUGCCAAGGUACCCUGGUGAAAAUGACUGGUCCUAAAAAUGUGAACCUUCAUUUCAAAGUUUAUUUGCUAUUUUUAUGAUGUAAUUUCACAUUUUUGUUGCAAAUUAACAUUCCCCAUUGUAAAUGCCUUGUAUAAUACUACAUAUUGUAGAUGUUAAGGUAUUGCUGACUGGAACUUGUUGCACUGCAAAAGCGUCAAACUCAUGAACAUUAGAAUUGGAAAGUUACUACAUUUUUAUGCUUUUGGGCUGAGGUUUCUUGAUCAGUGCUAACUGCCAUUAUGUCAUACUUUAAAAGUGCAUUAGAUUGAAAUUAGUUCCAAAAUUAGUCUGGCUUUUAAAUGUUGAUUCUCUUACUUUAAUCUGAUCAUGUUUAGAGAUGAACUACUUUAUCAUUCUCAUCAGUAAAAUCUGGCCUAACAACAGGAUCUUGAUAUGUUCCACUAAAUCAGGGGCCCCCAACCUGUGGUUCUCGGACCCCUCGGUUAAUGGUAGGGGUCCAUGGCAUAAAAGAGGUUGGGAACCCCUGCGCUUUAUUUCUGUGCCUUUUCUGUAUUUAAUUUACCAAGGAACCAUGGUUAUCUUUGAGUCUCACUGUAACAUCUAUAAUUGCUGUAACUUGGCCCCUUCUAAAAUAACAUAGGAGAUUCAGCCACUGCAAUCCAGUGACUAACUUGGGUUCCUUUAAAAACUGACUAAUUAUCCUGCUGUUGUUGAUAUGAUUAUGCCUCUUAAUGUAUGAUGACUUGACCACAGGAAAGUGACCGGAUAUGUGUCACAAAGUAUCGUUACGCAGGGCACAAAGCCUGCAAGAUGUAUCCAUAUUGCACUGUAGCUGAAGUACAUUUAUUAGAAUGGAAUUAGUUGUUAAUAGUUCAGAACUAAUAAAGUUUGACUCAGAAUAAUACAAAGUUCAGAUUUGAUCAAUGUUAAAACUAAAUUGCCAUAAGGCAAUUACAUACUUUUGAUAUUCCAAAUAACUGCAUAAUUGGAAGAGAAUGUAAUUUUCCACAUGUAACUAUGAAAAUGCUUUAAAUUUCAAAUGACAAAUAGUCUUACUAAUUUUCAGAAAAUAGUUAGAAUUUUGUGAACACUUCCAUUUUAUUUCAGUCCUAUCUCUCAUUGACCUUGAAAUAAGUGCAGUUUUUUUUUCAGGGUAUCUAUUAGACACUUAACAGCAAGCUGUAAGGGCAAAUUGUCUUCAUGAUGUUGACAGCAGUGAAUACAGCUGAAUGGAUGCUUUUAACAGAGGAAGAUUGUCUGUACUAAUUAAUCCUUUCUAUGAUGAUAUAUAGAGGUGGGGAUAGGAAACAUAGACUAACAUGAAUAACACGCACAAAAUGCAGGAGAAACUCAGCAGGACAGGCAGCCUCUGGAAAUGAAUAACUAAUAUGAAAGCAGCAUUGCAUCCAUGCUGUAUUACAUUUUUAUGAUACUUCUUUCUGACAUUGCAAAGGAAUGGAUGAUAUAGUACAUUUUGCAUUCCUUGUAGGUAGAAAACAAUUAGGAUUCUGACAAAAUGCUCAGCAGCAACCCUGUGUGUGUUUUGGAUGUGCCUAUUUUCCUAAGUGCACUUACCAGUACUGUCAUUAUGUUAUAGCUGCCAAAGUCUAAUGGAUGGAAGUGCCUUAUAAUGGUGUUUCUAACUGAAAUUGUGCUGUCGAAUGAAUACAAUUUAACACUGGAAACGGUGUAGUGGUCAGAAAAUGGCUGCUAUUAAACAAUUUCAUGGUAAAGCUUCACAGUACAAAAUAACAAAAUUUCUUUCUAUUAAUCAUGAGGUUGCUAACAUUCUAAUGUCAGUGAAUCAUUUGGAAAAUUACGGCAGUACUUACUUGCCUUUGGAUAGUUUUCCAAAAUUUUCUUUUGUGAAGGGAUAAGGUUUAAAACUGAAAUAUUUACAUUAUAUCAUGUGAUAAAUUUUCAAGGUAUUAGAUAUAUAUACUUAGUGAACAGAAAUGUAUUUUUACUCCUUUGAUACAUUAGUGUAAAUUUGAAGAGAUGGUUAUGAGCUUUAUACUUAGUAACGCAUUUGAACAGAACUUGAGGUAUUUUGACAGAUUUUUGAACAGAUUUUGAAGCGGAAUUUGAGCUAAAUAUAUGAUAUGAAUAUUGUAAGUGUUAUACACCUAGGAUGCAUUCCCGCCACUGCGAGAAUGGGAACUCUUCAUUCCCGCCAUGAGCAGUUUGUAUAUCCUCCCCAUGACCACGUGUGUUUCAUCCCACAGUCCAAAGGCGUACUGGUUAGUAGGUUAUUUGGUCAUUGUAAAUUGUCCUUGAUUAGAUUAGGAUUCAAUAUGAGGAUUGUUGGACUGCGUAGCUGGAAGGGCCGACUCCGCCCCAUAUCCUAUUAAAUUGAGAAUUCAGUAACCAGCAUUUAGAAGCUUAAGUUAUACUAAUUUCCUUUUUAGAUGUUAGUUACUGUAAAUUAAUUACAAGAUCCUUUUUAUGUUAAUGAUUUUGCUCGGAUGUUUGAUAGAACCAAUGUGGAAAUAAAAUGAAGUAUAGUUUGCUAAUUGCUGUAUGAGCUUUGUGCUAUAACGAGAAUUGGCUAUACAAUGUCUGCAUAAGUUCAUAAGACAGAGGAGCAGAAUUAGGCCAUUUCAUUUUGCUUGGUCUGGCCAUUCAAAGCUGCUUUCCAGAGUUGUCCCAUUAUUUUGUGUUCAAUCUUAUAAGCAGAGAUGCUCAGCAGUUUGGAGAUGACAGGUGAGGGGGUAAGGACUUGAGAAAAGGCCUGUGAAUUUUUAAUAAUUCCACAGAGAAGGGAUGUAAUUAAAAAUAGUCCACAUUCCAAGCUGCUUUGGGACAGAUUUUAAAUCUGAAAACAGAACUAUUUUAUGGAGAAUUCAGGACUUUUUUUGAAGAUAGAGAUUUUUCUGGAGGAUGUAGUUUAAUUUAGGAUAAGCUGUAGGAACACAAACCUAAGUAACAUUUUGUAUUGGUGUGAUUUUCAACUAUAUAUAAUGAAAGUUAAUGCAAACACGAGGAACUCUGCAGAUGCUGGAAUUUCAAGCAACACACACAAAAAAUGCUGGUGAACGCAGCAGGCCAGGCAGCAUCUAU